AAUUUUAUGAUGUUAAAAAUUUCCAAUGCCAUGAACAAAAUGCACCCCAAAGUUGAGUCAUAGUGAUGGCAGCUGGGAAGCGUGUCCGUACAGCCAGAAGGUAGGAGCUAAGAUUGGCCGCAACCGGAGACAAACGGCAAGCAUAGACCGGUGACGACGGCCGGGUCCCAGACGACCAUAAAGCGCCUAAAUUAAAAUUGAAAAAACCAAAACCCUAACAAAAACAAAACUCCAAAUCCCUCCAAAAUAGACUCCAUACUCUUUCUCUUUGUUUCCGCUCCAGCCACCGAAAAUAUCUCAUGGCCCAAAAGAAGAGGAAUCACGGGGUGUUUGGGGAGGUUUACGGCAACAUGGCCAUGGUUAUUUCCAAGGAUCUCGACGAACUCCACAAGCUUUCUUUACCUCCUCCAGUUCAUCCCCCUUUCGAGAUCCGAUUUCAGCUUCCCGAUUUCGGGAUGGCCCUUAAAGAUUGCUUGAGGACUAGAGAAGUUGGUGAGUUUCUUAGUGGAGCUUUAGCGGGGGCUAUGACCAAAGCUGUUCUUGCUCCUUUAGAGACCAUCAGGACAAGAAUGGUGGUUGGUGUUGGAUCCAAAAACAUUUCCGGCAGUUUUUUUGAGAUCAUUGAGGAGCAAGGUUGGCAAGGACUGUGGGCUGGAAAUGGGAUCAAUAUGCUUCGUAUAAUCCCUACUCAAGCAAUUGAACUUGGAACAUUUGAGUGUGUCAAGCGAACCAUGACAUCAGCACAAGAGAAAUGGAGCCAGAUGGAGUGUCCAAAGGUGCAAAUUGGUCAUGUUAGUCUGAACUUUUCUCUCUCUUGGAUUUCUCCAGUGGCUGUGGCUGGUGCAGCUGCUGGGUUUGUUAGCACACUUGCAUGCCAUCCUCUUGAAGUUUUAAAGGAUAGGUUAACUGUAAGUCGUGACGUGUACCCUAACUUAAGCAUUGCAAUUGGCAAGAUUUACAAGGAUGGUGGGAUUGGUGGCUUUUAUGCUGGUAUUGCACCUACUUUGGUUGGCAUGCUUCCAUACAGUACAUGUUACUAUUUCAUGUAUGACACAAUAAAGAAAUCCUACUGCCAAGCAAAGAAUAAGAAGUCUCUAAACCGUCCAGAGAUGCUUCUAGUUGGAGCUCUUUCAGGUUUUACUGCUAGCACCCUCAGCUUCCCCUUGGAGGUUGCCAGAAAAAGGCUAAUGGUGGGAGCUUUGAAAGGUAAGUGUCCACCCCACAUGGCAGCAGCACUUGCAGAGGUCAUCCGUGAGGAGGGCUUGCUGGGACUCUACAGAGGAUGGGGUGCAAGCUGUUUAAAAGUUAUGCCUUCCUCUGGCAUUACCUGGAUGUUUUAUGAAGCUUGGAAAGAUAUAUUACUAGUUGAGAGACAUUUGCUAUGACCCUGAGCUUCUAGAAUAAUUUUCCCAGAGCUUUUGUAUUUCUUUUCCCUGGAAGUUGAGGUGAUUCCAUUCCUGGGUUGUAUGAAAGAUCGGGGAUUGAUUCCGAUCUUCUUCAUAACUGAUGAUGAGUAUGGGCUGUCCUCUUUUUGUUGAUAGCCCAGGCAAUUUCAACGGAAAUUAUUUGGUCAGCAUCAAUUUUGUUUCUCCAAAUUCGAUUGACAGAUUCCAAAAUGCUUAUUGCAUCACCUGCUAAAUGCAUUUUAAUCAAGUCUUUGUACUUCU
Molecule: messenger RNA, 1667 nt
Organism: Rubroshorea leprosula
Lineage: Eukaryota; Viridiplantae; Streptophyta; Magnoliopsida; Malvales; Dipterocarpaceae
Source: the annotation of a GenBank genome assembly